ACCGGGGUGUUGUUUUGUUAGGUUAGGGGAUUUUGUAAACAGCAAGCGCUUGGCUAGGAGGAAAUUGCGAUAAAACGAAUAAAUUGGAGCAGUGUUGUUGCGAGGAAGAAUCCAUCACCCAUUGGCGACGCUAGUGCAGUUCACCAUGUCCAGCAUGGAAACCGACGACCUGAUCGAAGAGGACUCCGUUGUGCUGGUUUCGGAAGACGAUGGCACUUCCUCGGAUGGAAGCCACACGGAGGACGAGGAAACCGAGGACGAAGAAGACGAGGCAGAUGAAACCGCGGAAUCGAAACACAUUAAACAGUACAUCGAGAUACUUACGAAGAUCGCGGGGGACAAGUACAACUACGACAACUACGUUCAGCUGCUGGAAGUUGCACACGAAAUGAACGAUCUGGACAAGAUCCGCCAGAGUGCGGAGAUCUUUGCCGCCAUGUUCCCACUGUCGCCGGACAUCUGGUUACGGUGGCUGAAGAUUGAAUCAUCGCUUGCUACGAACGAUGAGCAGGUGGAGAAUGUCGAGAAACUUUUCAUCCGAGCACUGACCGAUUACUACUCAGUGGAUGUGGCGACGGAAUUUGCCCGAUUGGCGAUGAACACAAGCAGCAAAGAGAUUGCCGAGCGCAUCUGGAAGGUGCUCAUACCGACGUACGGUCUUCACACCACCAAAGGCCGCUCCAUCUUUGAGGCUUACCGCGAGGACGUGUUGGCGAAGAACGGAGAUUCCGCCGAGAGCUUCAACCGGGUUGCCAGAAUCUAUGAGCAGGAGCUAAAGGUACCGCUGCGCGGUAUGGAAGAUUCCUGCAUUGAGUAUAAGCUGCUGUGCGAGAAAUACAAAUCGGUACUGACAGAUCUCGAUGAGGAAAAGUUUGAACGGCGUUAUAAGCAAGCGAAGGCCGCACUGCAACGUAUGAUACCGCACGAAGAUGCGCUAGCAGCGCUGGAAUCGCAUGAACACCAGCAACGAGCAGAACUCUAUCGCAAGUACAUCGCAGACUGCCGCUCCGAGCUGGACGAUGAUGAGGUGCAAAUACUUUACGAACGCUCCGUUGCCGAGUGUUGCCUGGAUGCAACGGUCUGGGUGGACUAUCUGCGCUACCUACGCAACUGUCCACCCGAUGUGGACGAGAACGUUUCACCCGUCUUUCGGCAGACCGAAUUGGAUCUGGUGAAUCGUGCACUACGGAACUGCACAUGGAGCGCCGAACUGUACGUCGAGAAGAUGCGCAUCGUGGAGCGUGAGCAGCAGAACCGUUCGAAGAUGACGGUCGUAAAGAUCAUGGAGGACGUGGCGUCCGCGGGCCUACAGACACCGGAAGCCUCGGUAAAGGUGUGGCUCGAGUAUUUAACCUUCCUCCGCCGGCACACGGACUUUAAGAGUGAAAAGGAAAGGGAAAUAUUGCGGGCCAAUUUCGAUCUCGCCUGGAAUCAGCUCGGCCGAACGUGGGGUGUGCUUGCGGAUCCACAGUGCAAGAUUCUCCAGUUCUGGGGCAGGCUUGAGUACGAAGCGCUCGCCGAACCAAAUAAGGGUCGCGAUCUGUGGCUGAGUGUGAUGGAGAGUGCCGAUAAUGCUACGAAAGCUGGCCUAUGGAUUGAGUUUACCGAACUAGAAGCGAAGCGGAAUACUGAUGCAGUACGAAAGCUGUACCGCAAGUCGAUCACCACGGUUGGACUGGAUGAUCCAGAGACGCUGGCUGCCGCCUGGUUACGAUUUGAGCGCUGUAAUGGUACGCUCGAGCAGCUCGUCAGCUGUCAAGAGCUGUGUAACGCCACAAUCGAAAAGUACUACAGCACAUUCAUCAAGCCACUGCGUCCGGCGGGCAAGGGAGCGAAACAGAAGGCCGACGGAGCGCCGGGCAAAGAGGCGACGAAUGCUGCGACCACAGCAACGACAGCUGUCGAUGGGUCAACGGCGAGGAAAAAUCUAAAACGAACGCACGAUCAGGAAUUCAAAGUGCCAGCCAUUCCACCAGCCAAUGCCGAUAACACGCCAAAGGAUAGCGCGGACAAGAGCUCCGGUGCCGAGACUGAGCCAACUGAAUCCCCGUCGAAUGGUGAUGCCGCCGCGAAGCGCGCUAAGCUCAACGAUCCGAGCCUUGAAUCGCGCCAGGUGUUCAUCAGCAACCUUAGUUUUGAGGCGACGGAGCAAGAGAUACGCAGCGCAUUCCCGGAGUUAUCGAUCGAAAGCAUUGAGCUGGUGCUGUCUAGCUCGGGUAAAAGCCGCGGCUUCGGUUAUAUGCUACUGUCGAGCGAAUCGGAUGUUGCGCAAGCAUUGAGCUUCGAUCGACGCCCGCUCGCCGGUCGACCUAUGUUCAUCUCCAACGUGGCCCGCGAUAAAGCUAACCGGCAGCAUCAGUUUAAGUACGCGUCGUCAGUAGAACCGAACAAACUGUUCAUCAAGGGCUUACCGUUCGAGCUGGGCAAGGAUGAGCUGCAGCGACUGUUUGAACCGUUCGGUACCAUUCGCGACAUACGCAUCGUCUGCUUCCGCAAUGGACGUUCGAAGGGUCUCGCAUACCUGGAAUACGAGUCGGAGGCGGCCGCGAAGCGGGCCGUCCUCAAGAUGGAUCAACAUGUAAUCGAUGGUUUCACCAUUACCGUUGCCAUCUCGGCACCGCCACCGAAGAAAACAGAGCCGGCAAAGAACUCCAGUGCAUCCGGAGAUGAUACAGCUGCUGGCACCAGUAGCGCAAGUCUCGGUUCCGGUAAACGGCAGCUUGCAAAGGGCGAUGUGAAACAGAAACUCUCAGCGAUGAUUCCAACCGCGGUACUAAAACGAACAACGGCACCUGCACCGAAUGCGGAUACGGAAAAGCCCAAAUCGAAUGACGAUUUCCGGAAAUUGUUGCUAAAGUGAAAAAGGAUGGGCAACAAGUGAUUUCUUUUUACACCCCGCAUUCAGAGGGCUCCCAAAGAGAAACCAAUUUCAUUUCUGGCCAAAAACAGCCCGUCUCCAUCAUUCGUUGCCCUAACGAAAUGUAUAUGUGUCCGUACCGCAAUCCCCCGUACUAGAGGGAGAGUUUUUGUAAUAAUCUUUUUUACUGCAUUAUUUUUUGUGUCUCUCACCACUGUCCUCCACAAUCGUGUGUUGUCCCACACAGUUUCAUCUUC
Molecule: messenger RNA, 3114 nt
Organism: Anopheles darlingi
Lineage: Eukaryota; Metazoa; Arthropoda; Insecta; Diptera; Culicidae
Gene: Rnp4F
Product: squamous cell carcinoma antigen recognized by T-cells 3
Exons: 6
Coding region: 146-2860 (904 amino acids)
Biological process (GO): RNA processing
Molecular function (GO): RNA binding; protein binding
Source: RefSeq, a predicted model, not a curated record